Molecule: messenger RNA, 855 nt
Organism: Phoenix dactylifera (date palm)
Lineage: Eukaryota; Viridiplantae; Streptophyta; Magnoliopsida; Arecales; Arecaceae
Gene: FDC1
Product: 2Fe-2S ferredoxin-like superfamily protein
Biological process (GO): electron transport chain
Cellular component (GO): chloroplast
Molecular function (GO): electron transfer activity; 2 iron, 2 sulfur cluster binding
Source: RefSeq, a predicted model, not a curated record
AAACGAGAAAGAGGAAGAAGGUGGCAAAAAAAAAAAGAUCACUCCAACGCAAUCCCUCCUUCCACAGGCCAGAAACAAGCCCAAUCCCAGCUCUCUCCGGCCCUUCCGAGUUCUUAGAAAAAGGCUAUUUAGCAAGACCAGGAGGAGAAAAAAGGGCAAAAAAAAAAAGGAAUGGCCACGGCGACGAGCCUCCUCAACUUCUCCUCCACCACCAAGCCCUUCCUCCUCCAACCCAGCCCACGCCACCAGAAGAACCACCAAGCCCUCCCCCUCCGCCGUCGGGCGGCGGCGGCGGCAACGUACAAGGUGACGAUCGAGCACGAGGGAACGGCGAGGACGAUCGAGGUGGGGCCGGAGGAGACGAUCCUGGGGCGGGCGCUGGAGGAGGGGUUGUCGGUGCCGCACGACUGCAAGCUGGGCGUGUGCAUGACGUGCCCCGCGCGGCUGCUGGCCGGCGAGGUGGACCAGAGCGAGGGGAUGCUGAGCGACGACGUGGUAGAGCGCGGCUACGCCCUCCUCUGCGCCUCCUACCCCCGCUCCGACUGCCACAUCCGCACCAUCCCCGAGGACGAGCUCCUCUCCCUCCAGCUCGCCACCGCCAACGACUGACCCUGCUCCAACCAGGCUGUAAUUGGAUAGAAUUUUGGUGCUCUUCCAAGUUGAAGGUUAAUUAGUGAAGUUAAUUAGCAAAUAUAUGUGCUGUGCUUGUAGAUUUGUAUUUGGAAGCUAGGUUGUUUAUCUUGUCUUAAGACAGUAUGUAUGAACAGUGGAUAUGGAAUGUGAUGAAACAGGACUCCAAUCUUAGUGAAAUAAUUGAAUGUUCACAAAGUUUUUUCCCAGAUAUACUUUCAAAGA